Hylaeus volcanicus is the source of this 19274-nucleotide messenger RNA. RefSeq names its product ecdysone receptor-like (gene Ecr). Gene Ontology annotation, molecular function: zinc ion binding; nuclear receptor activity; RNA polymerase II cis-regulatory region sequence-specific DNA binding. The transcript is spliced from 5 exons. The record is from RefSeq and is a predicted model, not a curated record. Gene Ontology annotation, cellular component: nucleus. NCBI's taxonomy places the organism in Eukaryota, Metazoa, Arthropoda, Insecta, Hymenoptera, Colletidae. Gene Ontology annotation, biological process: ecdysone receptor signaling pathway; negative regulation of transcription by RNA polymerase II; positive regulation of transcription by RNA polymerase II. Bases 1573 to 3168 code for a protein of 531 amino acids.
GCCAUCAGUCAGUGGCGAACCGUCAACGCCGUAGCAUCGUUCGAUCCGCUGAUCCGCGAUGCGCGCGCGUGCAUAGUAUUUUGCCUCCAACGUCGCGACUACACCAGGAAAACAAGCGCAACAAACGUGUACAGUGAAUUCACGUACGCAUAUCCUCCGAUCUCUGUGUAAAAGAAGAUUCGUGCAAUGUCGUUUCGUUUCGCGCAACCCGUUCUUCAACGAUGCAGUCGUGCACGCGGACGACGCAGUUCCGACGACUGAUAUUCGUAGUGUCCAUGUGUUCGUACGGUGCGCUGGAUCCAGGGCUGAAGCACGGGCUUCGGAGGUCCUCGAGGUUCGGGUGAAAAAUGUGAAAGUUUGCCGAGAGAGUUUGGAAUUGUUAGGAAACUGUGUAGUUGAAUGCGGAAAGUUGAAGUCGAAAAGGAUUAUCGUGGUUAGUUUGUGUUAGUUGUUGGACUGAAGACGCCAGGAGCAGAGACGGCGAGAAAACGAGAAAGUAGAAAGAGAAAAGGACACGAGAAGCGUGGAAAACAAGAGAGAGACGCGAAAAGUGGAGCGAAGGAGAAAGAGAGUCGCUCCAGCGAACGUGCACACGUCCCGUUGUGACCUCGAUCCGCCAGCCAUGAGCGAGUUUCUCAUCCCGAUCCGAAGCCGCUCGGCUUAAAUAAGAGACAACGCGUUUAAAAGGCCCGUACUCGCGAGACUCUUGACGUUGGCCAUUUAACGCUGUCUCGCGCGAAGCGUCAAGGAUAAAUCGCGCCUGGGUCGUUCAGGACGUGAUCCGUUCCGGGCAGGUCAGGAGGAACGAGGUAGGAGAAUUUCGCGAGUGAAAAUCAUGAGUUUCUACUACGACUACUCAGCUGGCUGACGUUCUCAACGCGGCGCGCGUGCAACAGAGAAGGAGAGACGAAGCUGCUGUCCGCGCGGACCUCUCUUUCUGUCUCUCUCUCCGUCCCGCCGCUGCUGCGUUCCCUUUUGCGCGAUCGUGACCCCGUUUCUUCUCUGACCGACACUCCGCCGCUUGGCCGCCAUUAGCCGCGCCGAGGAAGCCCAGGAGGGAGAGAGAGAGAGAGGGACAGGGAAAGGAGAGUAACCGAGGCGGGACGAGGACCGAGCGUAGUCUCCCGUCGAGAGCCCCCGUGUCCACUGGCACCGCUGGUUGCGAAGAGAGGAGAGAGGGCCAAUCGAGGAAAAGCGACGCUGCCAAGCGAGAGGGGCCAUGGACUCUUGACAGUGAAUCGAUCCUCCUCUCGCGGCCUGACCUCGUAUCAUUUCCCUGCCGUAAUUUCGGUCGACGAACGAAUUAUCGAGGUCAACGGCUAGUGCCCGCGCUUGUAAACACUGCGGAGGAAGACACCGUGGCUCUCGAACCUAGGUGGCUCUUAAUCUCAGCACCGAUCCCCGUCCAGCCGUGUAAAAUGAAAUCGCGCGUGAUCCGGUCGAGUUAUGCCCGUCCCUGUCGACCAGUGCCGGCGUUAGCGACCUGGUGAGAACCGAAGGCGCGCCUCGUGGAUUUUUAAAGUGGCAACGAACAUCGAUACGGUGGAGAAGAUCGAGAAGCAGGAAGGCGAGAUGCUGCAGACGGUGCCCCGAGUGCCCGUGGCGGGCGUCCGUCGGCGUUGGGGCAACAGGCACGCGGGGAACCUGCAGGAGUCCAGCCCGGAAGUGUCCAGCAGCGGGGUACUCUCACCCCCGCCGAACUUCCAGCCCUCCACCCCGGAGAGCGCGGCGGUCAGGGCCGACGAGCUUCAGCUUUGGGACCUGGACCUGCACAGGGGCCUGCAGACCAACGGGGAUCACUACCGGGCGACCGUCACCGCCACCGCCACCACGACAGUGUUGCCAACCGCCGGCGAGCCCGCUUCGCCAUUCACCAGCCCCGUCGAAGGUAGGGACGAGUUGUCGCAGCCUGGGUCUUUGAACGGUUAUGGAAGCGGGGGUGGUGGAGGCGGAGGAGGCGGCGGCACCGACGGCUGCGACGCCAGGAAGAAGAAAGGGCCCACGCCUAGGCAGCAGGAAGAGCUGUGCCUGGUCUGCGGGGAUCGUGCCUCCGGGUACCACUAUAACGCCCUGACCUGUGAAGGCUGCAAGGGAUUCUUCAGGCGCAGCAUCACCAAGAAUGCGGUCUAUCAGUGUAAAUACGGGAACAAUUGCGAGAUCGACAUGUACAUGCGGCGCAAGUGCCAGGAGUGUAGGCUGAAGAAGUGUCUGACCGUUGGCAUGAGGCCUGAGUGCGUUGUGCCAGAGUAUCAAUGUGCUGUCAAGCGCAAGGAGAAGAAAGCGCAGAAGGAAAAGGACAAACCGAACAGUACAACGAUGAAUGGUUCACCAGGCAGCGUGAUACGCAGCGACCAAAUGGGUGUGAAGAUUGAACCAGCGGAAGCUGAAUCCUUGUCCACGUCUGGGAGCAGUGGUAUUCUAACACCCGUCAGCCCUUUCGGCUAUGUGAAACCCAUCAGCCCUGAACAGGAGGAGCUGAUACACAGGCUCGUUUAUUUUCAAAACGAGUACGAGCAACCCAGUGAAGAGGAUCUCAAAAGGAUCACACAUCAGCCAUCAGAGGGAGAGGACAUCAGCGAUUACAAGUUCAGGCAUUUAACAGAAAUCACUAUCCUGACCGUGCAGUUAAUCGUCGAGUUCUCCAAAAGGUUACCUGGCUUUGAUGAGCUCCUGCGAGAGGAUCAGAUAGCCCUUUUGAAGGCCUGCUCCAGCGAGGUGAUGAUGCUCCGGAUGGCGAGGAAGUACGACGUACAAACAGACAGCAUAAUAUUCGCCAAUAACCAGCCGUACACCAGGGACAGCUAUAAUGUGGCAGGCAUGGGCGAGACGAUUGAAGAUCUCCUGCACUUCUGCAGGCAGAUGUAUGCCAUGAAAGUCAACAAUGCAGAGUAUGCGUUAUUAACUGCCAUUGUCAUAUUCUCAGAGCGACCAAACCUCCUGGAAGGCUGGAAAGUGGAGAAGAUCCAGGAGAUCUACCUGGAGGCGUUGAGGGCGUACGUGGACAAUCGUCGCAGGCCAAAGUCCGGGACGGUGUUCGCGAAGUUGUUGUCGGUAUUGACGGAGCUGCGGACCCUCGGUAACCAGAACAGCGAGAUGUGCUUCAGUCUGAAGUUCAAGAACAAAAAGCUGCCACUAUUCCUCGCGGAGAUCUGGGACGUGACGCCCUAGUUCCCCCGUAGCCGGUCACCGGCGCCUGCGCCGAUCGGCUAACAGUGUUUAUAGUCCCCUGCGACGUCCGAAGACGACGCUGGAGCGCGGCAACGGACGACGAAGCAAACGUGGACGUGAGAAAACGGCGUGCGCGAUACACCUUGUACUAGUGCGCCACCAUGCCACUGCCUCGCCCCAGGGGCAAGCCCAGGUCGUCCCGAGCCUCGAGGCUCUUCGUCCAGGUCCUCUUCUGCGUCCGAGAGCCUCGAGGAGGCGAGACGAGCUCUUCGGAGCAGAGAUUACGAAAGGUUACGAAGGCAGUGGCGAGGCACCCAGGCUGUGAUACGUAGAGACAGUACAGAGACUGUAAUAAGGAGCUACCUACAGUUAUGUUAUUACUAUAUCCUCUACCUGGCUACCCCCGGAAUCGAUAUGUAAAUGUCUAAUGUAUAACGCGUAAGGUUCAGGCUAAGGCGCACGGGAAGAUUAAGAAUCUAAGAGAGUCAGGGAGCGUGAGAGAAAGAGAGAAUGAUUGUGUAUGCGUGCAAUUGACGGUAGGGUGAUCACCGAGUUUGGUAGGUGAUGGUCUGGGGCCAGCUGUUGAGCAGCGACCCGGCAAUCGAGUGCGAAGUAACAAACAAAAAGAAGAAUAACAAAUGAUACGAUUAUACAUAACGAUACCAUAGAGUCUAUAUCACACACAUAGCAUAAUAAUAUAUUGCUAGCAUGUACAUUGUUUAUACGAGAAAGAGGAGCGAGUUAGAAUGGGAUGGAGGAAUCGAUGGUCUUUGAAGGGUGUCGUGGAUCAGAGGUUGGGUCGAGGACUAGGCUUGGCAUUUGAGGAACGGCUGGAAACGAGGAUAGAGGAAACGUGGGAAUAACGUAGUAGAAACGUAGGAAGUAAGUAAAGUAAGUAAGCGAGGCUAGUUGGUAGUAGGUCGUAGUAAGUCAGCGAAGCUAGGCUAGGUGACCGAGUUCAAGUGCAAAGCCUUGUGCCUUCAGCAGCGGACAUCGGCUCACCGACAAAACGAAACCAUGAAAUUUAACCGUCCGUUUUAAUUUUUUAAUAUAAAGAAGAAAAAAAAAAUCAACAAAAUCAAGUAAAAUAUCGUAAAUCUGUGCGGAGAGAGAAUGAGAGAGAAUGAGAGGGAACGUGGGGUUAAUUAUUUAGAGAGAUUAGAGGGGGGAGGGGGAGAGAUAGAGUGAAUGGUAACCGAGCUGGGACAGGGAGAACGAGAAAUUCACGAGAACUGGAUGCGUGAGGGUUACAAACAAAGAUCUUUUCAAAGGAGAAACACGGAACAGGGUUGCUAAGGAUGUGGAGGGAACGUUUUGGGGUUGGAAGCAGAGGAAUCAGGAGGACUAUUCGCUAGGGACUCUGAGACUCGCCUAGACCCUGUGUAAUAUGCUAGCAUUAAAAACAAAAGGUGGCUUGGAGGCUGAGAACUCCGGAUACCCGACAGCUGGGUCGCCCUCUUAGAUAGAGACUCGUAACACCACCUGAGAAUAACAAACCACGCUCUUACACACACUCAAACUAUGUACACACUCCUAAACGUUGCGUUGGCUAAACCGCAAUCCACCCGUGGUGAUCGCUGGGUGGUCAGAGCGUCAAUAAUCGUAGCCCGAUUCUGGCACACACUCACACAGAGCAUGAUACACUAAGAUUCUGGAUGUUGUAACACUGUAACUCUAUGCUAUUAACUGAUUGUACGCAAUUGUAUUCCGUAGUAGACUCCAAACGCAGGUUUUAAGCAAAAGAAAACGAUAAGAUUAACGUAACAGAAGGGUGGAAAGUCGAGAUAGCAAAGCGGACAGUCAGAUAAGAGCGUCAGUUCCACGUAUAAGAACUACCAUCGCCUAGGCCGACUAGAAACACCGUAUAUAUGUGUGUGUGUGUAUAUAUAUAUAUACACACACACGUAUCGUGUUCUACUAUUGUAACGUUAUACCUGUUAAACGAAGCUAAAGCAAGCGACAUCGACCUCUGGAGCAGUGCGGACAGGAUGCCUCGAUAGGCACAGAAAGAUAAGGACUUAAACUCGCAAGGACUUGAACGCUUAGUAGAUUCAUCAAGGCCACUUUGGUCAAGGACCGAAGCAUUGCUCCAGGGAUCGACUAACGCCUGCAGACGUUUCUCAAGGAACAGUCGUUUUAGAAGACCUUCGACGCCUCGGAGUGACGUGGCAGACGACUAAAUGAUAAAACGUUAAGAGAACUGUACUCUAGGUAAAACGCCGCAAGGCUGACACUGCCACACCGCAGAGUGUACGCCAGAACACCACCAAAAGAACGUUGCAAGAAGCACGGAGCAGAGCUAUACGGCGGAGAGACAACCUGAGACGAGAAACGAAGAAAUAUCUCAUCACCGUCAUCAUCUUCAGACUCGACGAGAAGAUCGUACCAGGAACUGUCUUGAGGCGUUGCUGAUCUGGGCUAAGGUCGAACAGAGAUUCGACUCUCUUGGAGAAUAUUUCUGGCCACCAUCUGAGAAUAAUUAGAAAAGUUCGUGUAAAUGUAUGCUCACGGUGUCCACUGGCUGGUAUAUCAACACUUUGUCCAUCGGAUGGCUGUUUGAGGCUUCCUAAUUCCAUCGUUGUCUAUUUACAGUGUGUAAUUUGAGGAGACGAGGCUUUUGAUACACCUAGCAGAAGUUAAUAGUUAAUAAUCAAUAUGUACCGAUAGACACUCUUCUGAGUUGUAGAUUGUUUCUAAAUAGACCGGUGGACAAAGUCUUGGGUGGCUGCUGGUAACCGUAAGUAAUCCUUCAACGCAGUGUUUCAACUUUUCAUGGGAUUCGAGCAAAGAUGGACAAAGUUUCAUUUAAAAUAAUUGCACAAUUAUAUAAAGAACCAGCAAAGUAGAGGAUAUCUACCGUGAAACAACCAAGGCGCAAUUUGGUUUUUAACCAAAGUCCUGAAAUUGUCAGUUCUGAACGUCGUGUGUCCGACUGAAGAGAAUCUCUGGCUAGUUGGCAACACGUCGAGACAGGGGGAGACCUGAAGAGCGACUACGCAGAUAAACCAUUUUGCACGCACCUGUACUCCUCGUUGUUGUGCCACGCAUUCUUACAUCUUCCAUAUCGAGUGCUUUCAGGCAUCGUCGUUUUUGCAAGAGAAACCGUGAAAAAGGGGAGAGAGCGAAUGAAAAAGGGAAUACAAGAGGAGGAGCAAAGAAAUAUAUCGAAGACACACACACUGUGACGACAUUGCCUAUUGUAUACACAACUGAAGUAGCUUUGGACUCUAAAAUUCGUAACGAGUAAGGUUCGACGUUAAACUUCCUUUCGAUUCACUUUAGGUAAACGCUAUCUAUCUCGCUAGUUUUGCUCGUAACCCGGCACGUGGGUCAUAGGCAACGUCUCCCCUUUUUUAGCUGAUGACCCACAGCUUGGGUUGUGCAGAGGUUGGUCAGAACGUUGGGGUAAAGAUUGGCAAUAACAUCGAGUAAUUGGUCAGUUGGACGGACAGAGACGAGACUCGUAUUUAAAUAACAAUUUUAAAUGAAAAAAUAUGAAGUAGUCUUUUCAUUUUGGGGCAAGAAUUUUAGGUGGGGUGUUUUUUUUGUUUGCUCUAAGGACCGGUUUCACAUUAAUAUGGUAUAUUUAUUUGUAAUAAUUCAGCGAGGCUUAUUCGUGAUUAUCGAGCGAUUCACUAAGAUUUAUUCGCGAAUAACGAAUAAUUUCGACGACUUAUUCAUGGAUAAUGAAUAAUUACGACGAUCUACUCGUGAAUAGUUUCAACGAUUUAUUCGCGAAACGAAUAAGUCGGCGAGGUUAAUUCGCGAAUAACGAAUAAUUCAACGGGGUUUCUUCAUGAAUAACGAGUAAUUUCGACGAUUUAUUUGCGAAUAACGAGUAAUUCACCAAGAUUUAUUCGUAAAUUACGAAUAGUUUGAAGGAUUUAUUCGCGAACGAAUAAAUCAGCGAGGUUAAUUCGCGAAUAACGAAUAAUUCAACGGUGUUUCUUCAUGAAUAACGAGUAAUUUCGACGAUUUAUUUGCGAAUAACGAGUAAUUUACCAAGAUUUAUUCGUAAAUUACGAAUAGUUUCAAGGAUUUAUUCGCGAACGAAUAAAUCAGCGAGGUUAAUUCGCGAAUAACGAAUAAUUCAACGGGGUUUCUUCAUGAAUAACGAGUAAUUUCGACGAUUUAUUUGCGAAUAACGAGUAAUUCACCAAGAUUUGUUCGCGAAUAACGAAUAAUUUCGACGAUUUCUAGUCGUAUCUUAUUCGAAUAUUAUUCCAAGCAUAAGGCCGAUCUAUACCACCACCGAUACGCGAGCAAUGGCCGAUGAAAAAGCGAAAUGGCGCGAAACUUGAACCGCCUGGAGCAAGCCCCCUCGCCCCCGUCCCCCCACAAUCGCGCUUUGCAGGUUUCACGUCGAGACGCUCAGGAAUCAAGGUGAACCGCAUACUUCGACAAAUGAAAAACCGGUCAUACGUUACUCGGCGAGGGAACGACAGAAUGAAAGCAAAAGAAACGUGCGUAUGUGUGCGUGUGUGUGUGUGUGUGUGAAAGAGAGAGAGAGAGCGAGAGAGAAGAGUGGGGGUGGGGAGUGAAAGGAGCAAAAUGGAUGGCAAAGCGAGGGAGGGAGAAACCGUACACGGACAGACACACAAACACAAACACAACGCGACAUGCAGAGUCACGGAACACAGACAAAAGAAAAGAAAUAAAAUAAACAAAAACGGAGGGAAAAAAAAAGGAAAACACGCAAUUCUACGAUCACUGCCAAUGGCGUUAACCGUUGACGUCGAUUUUCUCAUUGUCUUAAAUGUCGUAGCCGUUUAUUUCCCCGCGCCCAUUCGACGCUAACCGCUGAAAAAAAAAAGAAAAAGAGAAAAAAAAGCACGAUUAUUAUACAAAAUAAGGAAGAAGAAAAAUGAAGAAGAUGAAGAAACGAAGACACUACCACGCGCGUUCGCAGACGACACAGAGAUGUCGAGGAUGAACCGAAGAGGAUGAAAAGAAACAAAACGGAAGACAAAACCAACAAAACGGAGCGUAAAAGAGAAGCGGAAAGAAAAUGGAAAAAAAAAACAGAUAAAAAAUAUAUUAUUAUAUACACACACUUGCGCGCUCGCUCGAUUUCGAAUUUGCCAUUCGACGAGGUAGAGCGAGCGAUUUGUUCAUGAUACUGCCAACUCGAGUUUCUGUGUUUUUUUAAGGAACAACUAUAAUACUCCUUUAAAACGUGUCGAGCCACACGUUGCAUACAAUCAGACACACAAGCACACACGCACACAUACACGCAUAUACACACAUACACACACGCCGAACAUAAAACUCACACGCGCCACGCAUGUUGUUUAAUCCUUUGUGGUCCAGAUAUUCUGACGCCCCACUGAUGUCGAGCCACGCUCGACGUACGACCGCGAGGGGUUAACGGUACCGUAUACACGCGAUCGUGCCACGAUCUCUCUUGUCUGUCUGUUUGUCCGCUCGGGGUACCCUGAUCUGUCCGUUUCUCCUAGGUGUCUCCUUUGCCUGUGUGUACAUAGACAAUUAUUCGACGCAAUUUAUUCGCGUUCACGGUGACGAAUAACGAGGUCCGGAAAUUCCAUUAAUCGCGUUCGAUUGUUAUACAGAGCUGUCGGCAACGCUUGAUUUGCGAAUAACCGAACAAAACGUCACAGAUUUAUUCUUGAAUAACGAAUAAGGUAUCGACGUGUUUAUUCGUGAGUAACGAAUAAGACGUCUUCGUUUAUUCGAAAGCGACGAAUAACGAUUUCAUUCAUCGAUUUAUUCGAGAAAGGUUAUGAGAAAGGUUAUUCGUUGUUCUUGAAUGAUUUCAGUUUAUUCGUAACGUUUAUUCGACUAUUUAUUCGAGAGCGACGAAUAACGAUUUCAUUCAUCGAUUUAUUCGAGAAAGGUUAUGAGAAAGGUUAUUCGUUGUUCUUGAAUGAUUUCAGUUUAUUCGCAACGUUUAUUCGACUAUUUAUUCGAGAGCGACGAACAAUGAUUUCAUUCAUCGAUUUAUUCGAGAAAGGUUAUGAGAAAGGUUAUUCGUUGUUCUUGAAUGAUUUCAGUUUAUUCGUAACGUUUAUUCGACUAUUUAUUCGAGAGCGACGAACAAUGAUUUCAUUCAUCGAUUUAUUCGAGAAAGGUUAUGAGAAAGGUUAUUCGUUGUUCUUGAAUGAUUUCAAUUUAUUCGCAACGUUUAUUCGACUAUUUAUUCGAGAGCGACGAAUAACGAUUUCAUUCAUUGAUUAUAUUCGUAUGAGAAAAGGUUAUUCGUUGUUCGUUGAAUGAUUUCAAUUUAUUCGCAACGUUUAUUCGAAUAUUUUACUCGAGGCAGAAUGAAUUUCAUUCGAUUCGAUUUGAUUUUGAGCUUUUAUUCGUAAUUUUAUUCGAUUAAUUUUUGCAAUCGAAUAUUUAUUUAACGAAUAAUACCAAUCACGUAUCAAAUUAGGUCACGUGGGUCAGAUUAGGUCACCGUGAACGCAGUCACCUCUCUCGUUGACCUUACAAAUAAGAGGAAAAACAAUUAUAAACACGGUCUGCGUUUGUAAUCAGCCGAACCGACGGUUGAAACGGUAUUUUCUUAUUGGAGGCAACGUCGGCCCUGCGAGAGCGAUAGAGAAAGCGAGUGUGUGUGAUUGAGACGAAGGUUCUUGUUAUUAAUCAAGAUGGAGGUCGUUUAAUUUAUUGGAAGCUGUAGAAAAAAAAGAAAAGUAAAAAAACGAAAACGGAGGAAGCUUAUACGCUGAAGAUUAUUAUAAAUAAAGUUAAAUGAUUAUACUUUGUUAUAGCAGUUUACAUGUUAUUUUUCUCGGUUACACGCGAACGGCACGGUUGUUUCGUUCUUUUUGCUGUUGUUCUCUCUUAUUAUUUUUUUUUUUCUUUUGAAAAUUGAAUUGUACAUAACGUUUGUAAAGGAACCCUGAGAAUUUUCAUCGCGCGAUAAUUGAUUGCUGGACAUUUGCCCCAGUCGGUGACGCACCGUGGGGUGAAAAAAUGGCGGCUAGUGUAGAUGGCGCCACCCUUCGAGCAAUUUUAAGUCCUUCGCGAGGACUGGCCCUUUUCUUACCGUCGCAAUUUUAUUAAAAAUUCGAGAGUCUUUCUCAGCAAACAUUUUUAGCACGUUCAGAGAAUUAAUUAUAUUAGCCAGGUGCAUCAAAAUUUAUUAUUUAUUAUAUUUCUACUUUUUUAAAACCUUCGAGAUUCGCUCGAAACGUGCAAUUAUCGAGUUGGCGAAACAGCAAUAAGCUACGCGGAAUGUAUUUAAAUGAAAAAGAGAGGAAAAAUGAAUCGCAAAUAUUGUCGUAAUUAAGUUUUUGUUCCGUUAGUAAUUAACAGUAAUUAACAAGAGCUGACAAAAUUUUCGGGGCUGCCCACCACUAGCACACCAAAGUACUACGACGUUCGUGAAUAUAAAACGUACAAAAUUUUUAAUCGACGAUACACUCGGCGUUGAUUUUACUAUAAACAACGUAAAAUAAAUAUUAGAAGUUAAUCGUCGCUGCUAGGCAUAUAUACGAAUAAGUCUGAGGAAACGAUAAAUCUAAUAAUCUAAACGAAACAGAUAAUGCUGAGAGAGAGAGAGAGUGUGAGAGAAUGGACGAGAGGAGUGGGAGUACAGCGGGAGUGUGGGGGAGGGAGGGAGAGGGAGUAAGUCAGGAAUUUACUAUAUUAUAAUACCGAUAAUUGUACAAAUUGUCCCCUCGGUUUUUCCCAACCAGGAGAAAAGAUAUGCGUCGUUGUUUGUCACUUUAGGACCUGCCCUCGUCGGAUGUGCACCCGGUCGACUUACUACUACUACUACUGUUACUCCUAUUAUUACUAUUACUGCUACUGUUACUGCUGCUAUUACUACUACUAAAACACACACACACACACACACACACACACACACAAACUUUGUACUUGCAGCACUCGCAAAUGCACGUACGCGCACACACGUACUCAAACCAACACACACACAUACACAUACACAUACACACAGAGAGAGAGAGAGUGAGAGAGAGGCAAACAGAUUCGUGGGAUCGGUCGAGAAACAGUAGUUCUCAUUCACCAUCCAAUAAUUUUGUUUAGUCAUUAUUUGCACGAGCAUUAAUUCAAAAAAAUUACAACAAUUAUUUAGAGAAAAGAAAAUAAUUGUCGCCUUAACGAAGGGAAAUACCGACACAGAUUAUAUUGGAAUUCAUGAUCUAAUAUCCGAACGAUAAUUAGGUACCUCUGUCGAGAGUGGAACGCAAAGAAAAGUUACCGAUCUCGUCAAGUUCAUCGAAUUCGGGUUCCCCCCCGAUCGGCCACGACACUGUUACACACACACAGCGUACACACGUUUCGAAGAACAUGAAAAAAAGCACACGAAAAUGCGUCUUGUAUCUUCUACUAGCAUCUAUAUACAUACUAUACACGUUAAUUGUAAAAAUAAUUCGAAAUUAAUUGUUAACGCGAGAGAACUCGGUGUGGAAAAAUUAGGCGGAAACGGCUCCUUUUUUUUCAGGCGUGCGAAUUGGAUUAUUUGGGCGUUUUGCAGGGUUUUGUCGUGGGGAAAAAAUGGCGGCCGAGCACGCGGACUCGGCCAUAUCGGAAACGAAACUAUUGACUAAUUGGUGCUUUCGGAAUGUAUUAGACUGAAUUAUUGUUGUACGUUUUAAAAUCGAUAAAAAAAAAAAACGAAAGAUACGCGAGGAACGGAAAAAAGAAAUUCGCGGAGGAAAUACAAAAUUUUGGGAGUUUUUGCCCCCACACGCGUUUCGAUUAACUAAUCGGUAAAUAUUAUUUCUAUUUGGAGCGUUUUAUAUAUACGAUAUUAUUAUACUGUAUAGGUUGCACACUUACACGUACACAUGUACACGUACACAUGUACACGGUAUUAAUUCGUACAGUGAUGGGAAUCAAAUCGCCUUUGUGAUUGGAAAGUUAUUAAUAAGAAUGUUGUUUUAAGAAAUUUGUCGAGAAUUCGUUGCCUGCUCCCCCCCCCCCCCCAAAGGUUAAGAAUCUUUCAAGUACGUUCGCUACGUGUCGCGUCGGACUGUUCUGGUUUACGAUUCGUCGGUGACCUUGAGCGGCCGCUUUAUUCGGCACCGACGCGCGCCAGGGGCGUACGACGAACUCCGGGGGCCCCGUUUCUCGAACAGGGGGCGGAGGGGGGCCAAGGAGCAAAAUUCAGCCUUCGAUUUCGUAGAAAUUCUGCGGCGACGCUUGUGAUUCUAGUAGAUUAGGUUUGUUGAACUCGAUCGAUUCGAAACUCAAAAUUGACAUUUUUAGGGGUUACUUAUCGGUAUCGUGGGCUCGUUGUUUCUCUUUGUUGGCACCGGGGGACGCUCUAUCAGGGAUAAUCGACUGUUAAAAAUAAAAUUAAAAAAAAUUACGUCAGUGGUUCUCAACUUUCGAUGCGGCGCGGAAUCAUAACUUAUCGCUAAAACUCGAAAUUUGACAUUUUCUCAAAUUUCCCUGACGGCAUGAGAACCACUGCUAUCGUUGAAUCACGAAAUCUGACAACUUCACACGUCGAAAAGAAACUUUAAAGAUCGAGCGUCCCCGAUGAAGCGCGCUCGAAAUUUUUACUAGGAGAAAUUUAUCUAAUUAAUGAAAUUUGGACAUUUCGUGGCGAGAGAAUUUUGAUUAUAUUCGUUGGUAGCUGAGAGGGAAGUGUCGCGAUUCCCACCACUAAAUUCACACACGUGUGUAUGCAACAUGAAUUUCAAAAAGAGAGAAUAAAAAUUACCAUCAUUCGGAUACUUUGUAUGUACAUCAAUUAGAGGUUAUGUUUGAACGAAUGUGCCUGUGCGUGUGUCAUGUCUGCGGCUGCUUGUGUGCGUGUGUCGAGGAGGAUGGGUGCGAGAGAGAGAAAGACUCGGCGUGCACUCCGCCCGAAACGCGCGGGAAAGAGGGGGGGGAGUGAAAACUUCGUGCGGAAGAAUUUUUCGAACAUUGGCAAUGGCGGCGGCGCGGUACGAUUUAACUCGCCCGUAUACGUUUAAUAGAAGUUACAUGAACGUAGAUAUCCGUUAGGCACGCGCGAAUGGCGCCACUGUCUGUGCGAUUAUUCGAAAAUUCGAGAAAUUUUGCGAAAACUUUUUGGAAUGCUGAAAUUGGCAACUUCGUCAAAGAGGUGCACCGUCGACGACACGAGAAACUACGAUAAUCGUUUCCAAGAAUAUAAUUCAAAACGUAAAAUUUACGUUUUCAAAAAUUCAAAAUUCAAAAUUUCUCAAAGUCGAAUUCGAUUCUCGAGUACGUUGAAAUCACGAAGCAUUGAAUCGUGGCAAUAAAAAAAAAAAGAAUUCGAUAUAUGCUGGGCAAUUUUGUAUGGAACGAUUUCGUAUUGAAAAUUCGAAAAUUCGAGAAAUUUGCGAAAAUUUUUGGAAUGCUGAAAAUAAAUUGGCAACUAUCGUCAAAGAGGUGCACCGUCGACGACACGAGAAACUAUAAUAAUCGUUUCCAAGAAUAUAAUUUAAAACGUAAAAUUUACGUUUUCAAAAAUUCAAAAUUCAAAAUUCCUCAAAGUCGAAUUCGAUUCUCGAGUACGUUGAAAUCACGAAGCAUUGAAUCGUGGCAAAAAAAAAAAAGAAUUCGAUAUAUGCUGGUCAAUUUUGUAUGGAACGAUUUCGUAUUGAAAAUUCGAAAAUUCGAAAAAUUUGCGAAAAUUUUUGAAAUGCUGAAUAUAAAUUGGCAACUAUCGUCAAAGAGGUGCACCGUCGACGACACGAGAAACUGCGAUAAUCCUUUCCAAGAAUGAGAAAUUUUCCGAGUAAACGUAAACUUUACGUUUUCAAAAAUUCAAAAUUCAAAAUUUCUCAAAGUCGAAUUCGAUUCUCGAAUGCGUUGAAAUCACGAAGCAUUGAACCGUGGCAAAAAAAAAAGAUUGUACAAUAUAUGCCGGUCAAUUUUGUAUGGAACGAUUUCGUAUUGAAAAUUCGAAAAUUCUUUUUUUCGGUCAUUUCUAGGGAACUUUUGAAAAUCGAUGUUGCAGCUCGUGUCGUUGUCGAAAGAUCCUCAAGUUCCUAACUGAAACCAUAAUUUGCACGUCGACUGUGGCGCCAAAUGAAACCUCUGGGAAUACCCGAGAAAUAAAGAAAUAGAAUCGGAGAACGGGUUACAUUGUUAAAGCGAGAAAAAGCAACGAGUUUGUACGCUCGAAGUUGUCUAGGAAUCUAGGGACUCUAGGGAGUUCCUGGAGGGCCGUUUCGGGUAUUUCAUGGUGGCGAGUUGUGCGCAGACGCGCGAGAAACUCCCCGUUAUUCGCGCAUGCCUAGUAACUUACGUAUUUUCUGCGAUGGGCAUGCGAGGAGCCAUAUAUACAUCAACAAUAUUAUAUUCUAACGAUUACUAAUUAAUAAUGUACAAUAAUUUUAACGAUUGCUGGACGCUGAAGUCUUUAAAGCAUUAUAAACAGUGUUGCACGAUGAAGGUUUGCGCGGUACCGGUGCGAGAGAGAGGGAGAGAGUGAGAAAUAGCGACGAAACGUAUCCUGAGUGAACAGUAAGACGAAGAUAGAGAGCUAAACCGGACGGAAGUAUAUGUAUUUGUUUUUUUGAAAUCAGUGCGUAUCUUUUUUUUGGCGGGAAAACGAGGCGGGAAUUAUAUUCUGGGAAAGGAUGGAGGAGCGUUGUUGCCGGCUUGUGUUUCACGGGGCCGCCAUAUUGGCGUUGUGUUCUUUCGAACCAUUCACGUCGCCUUUCAGCGAUUCGAAGAAUUUUUAACCGGGCAGAAUUUUGCAAAAAUAUUUAUACCUUUUUUUCCCCCAAAAACUUCGAGUCUCUCGAGUAAUCGCGUGCGAUUUGAAUUCCAAUUAUUCGACGGAAUUAUUCGCGUUCACGGUGACGAAUAACGAGGUCCGAAAAUUCCAUUAAUCGCGUUCGAUUGUUAUACAGAGCUGUCAGCAAAGUUCAUUUGCGAAUAACCGAACAAAACGUCACAGAUUUAUUCUCGAAUAACGAAUAAGGUAUCGACGUUUAUUCGUGAGUAACGAAUAAGACGUCUUCGUUUAUUCGAAAGCGACGAAUAACGAUUUCACUCAUCGAUUUAUUCGAGAAAGGUUAUGAAAAAGGUUAUUCGUUGUUCUUGAAUGAUUUCAAUUUAUUCGCAACGUUUAUUCGACUAUUUUACUUGAGGCAGAAUCAAUUUCAUUCGAUUCGAUCGCGUCCAAUUUGAAUUCCAAUUAUGCAACGCAAUUAUUCGCGUUCACGGUGACGAAUAACGAGGUCCGAAAAUUCCAUUAAUCGCGUUCGUUUGUUAUACAGAGCUGUCAGCAAAGUUCAUUUGCGAAUAACCGAACAAAACGUCACAGAUUUAUUCUUGAAUAACGAAUAAGGUAUCGACGUUUAUUCGUGAGUAACGAAUAAGACGUCUUCGUUUAUUCGAAAGCGACGAAUAACGAUUUCAUUCAUCGAUUUAUUCGAGAAAGGUUAUGAAAAAGGUUAUUCGUUGUUCUUGAAUGAUUUCAAUUUAUUCGCAACGUUUAUUCGACUAUUUUACUCGAGCCAGAAUGAAUUUCAUUCGAUUCAUCGGUUUUUGAGGACAACUUUUCGAGUCUGCGACAUCGUGAAAUUUGGCGCGCAACGAAAUUCGAUCUUUUUUUUUUUUUUUUUAACGAAAGCUUGCUCGAAGACUUUAUUAUUUCGAAAAAUUCUUGUUAUCGUUUUAAAUGCAAUACUGUGAACCUCAACGAACAGGGGGGGGGGACAACCCCCCUGUAUCUUUGGGGGCGGAGGGGGGGGAUUUGACAACUCUUCCAGGGCGGUUGCAAUAAAUUUCUCAUAAUAUUCCGAAGAUUCUCAAGAAUUAUCAAAUUUUAUUCUAAAAAAUUAAGACGAUCAAGAAAGUCACGAAAAUAUUGCCCGGAUCAUUUUCCCGUAACCCGAAAUCGCCCUCGAAGGGGUCGGAAGGCGAACCCUAAUCAAGUACAAGCGAGAAAGGAAGUGUUGAAGAAGAAAGACAAAAACAAAAAAAGAAAAGAAAUGAAAUAAACGAAAAGAGUUGAAUAAUCUCAACGCCAAUCCAGCGUCGAAUAUGAAAUCGUUAAAGAAUUUAUUUUCCUGAGAAUCCGCGAGGCGUUCAAAGUUUAUAUUAAUAACAACCAAAACGAAAAAGAGUAUUUAUUUUUCUUACACAGUAUUGCAAGCCUUUUUCAUUAAGGGUUUGAGGGGUGGAGGUGGCAGGGGGAGGGGGGGGGGGAGUGGCCGGUGACCGAAAGAUUCACCUCCAAGUUCGAGGGAAAAUAACAUUCGACGAAAACGAGAUACGGAGACGCUAGGUGGCGGAACCGUCGCCUCCAAGGUCGGCCGGCUUCGCCGCCAUCUUGGCUUUUCGCCCGCGGCGCCAUCUGUCGGGCUUUUGAUCUCACUGGUCCCCCUGUGAUUGGCCGACGGCCGCCGAGAGGCGUGGCCGUAGGUUUCAGGGAGAAUUGGAGGGGGAGGGUUGACCUUGGAGCCGAGGAAUCCGCCGCUCAGUAUAGAGAAUAAGACGACGGCGAGAAUACGUAGAAGCAAAGAGUUCAAAGAGAGUGCAUUGUGUACAUAAUAACGCAGGGGAACGAGAGCAGGGACGAGGAAACGCAAAGCAUUGCCGUGAAAUACAGAGGGGAAACGACACCUUUGUAAAUUAGCUUUGUACAUUAACCCUCCUAUUUUUUUUUUUUUUUUUUUUUUUUGUAUGUUUGUUUAUUGUUGCCGGACGAACCGUGAAGGAGGACUGUGGACGUUGUUAAUUGUUCCGGGAGAAAUUUAUUGUUGCAGACGUACGGGGCAGAGGAAAAAGAAACGAUAUCGAUAUUAGUAGUAACUCGAAGUAAUCGGAAGAUUUGCAUUUUUUCUUUUUCUGUAUAUUAUUCAAGGCUGUCCGGAAAGAUGUGUUAAAGGCUUUGGGUACUUAAUUUUAUCGCGUUAAUAUUUUUUUCGUUUUUGUUUUCUUCUUUAUUUAUUUUUAUUUUUAUUUUAUUUUUUUUUUAUUUCUCAAAAGGGAUUUCAUAAAUUAUGUUUCAGAAAGAAACAGUGAAUAUUGUAAAUUCGAAGAUCGGCGAACUGUUUCGGAGGUGAUUUGUUUUAUCGAAAUUUAUAAAAAAAAAAGAUCGAUAUUUACUUUUUUCGACAAUAAUUAACGAAGAAACUUUCAAUCGUUUAUAUGUAAUUGUCUUAAGUUCGUUUACGUUCAGAUGAAAAUUUUAUCUGUCGUCGAUGUUUCCAUCUUGAGGCUCUGUUAUGUAUAUAAAUAAAUAUACAUGUACGUAUAUACAUACAUAUAUAAACAUAAUAUAUUUUUCUGGGAUAAAAAGUAACUAACGAUUACGUAUCCGACCUCGUGGACGCAAUAAAAAUUACGCAAUGGGCAUCAGGGUGUAGUGUAAUAGAGAAAGAGAGUGAGAAAGACAUUAUAAAGAGAUGACUAUUUUUUUUAAACAAAACACGAUGGCGGAGCAAUAACGGAAGCUUCUUCCUUUCGAAACAUCCGAUGAGAAACGUAUUGAUUUUCGUUUUUCGUCCGGUUAGAAUUUAUUUUAUUCUUUCUUUCCACUUAAACCCGUUGCGGUCGUAUGUCGGGCCACGCUCGACGAUACAUCUACAGGGUCUUCCAAAAAUGUUGGAGGUCAUUGAAAGAGGUGGUUCGGGAGGUGAUUUGAAACAACUUUUUCCUUAGCGAAAAUGUUGUACGAGGCUUCGUUAUGGAGAUGUAAAGAGAAAACCCCGGACCAAUCAGAGCGCGAGUAGGCCGCGGUAGGCGUAGGCUACGCGCUAGGCGACCGCCCUCCGCCGGCAUACUCGCGCUCUGAUUGGUCCGGAGUUUUUCGUUAAUAUUUUCUCAACGAAGCCUCGUACAACAUUUUCGCCAAGGAAAAAGUUGUUCCAAAUCACCUCCCGAACCAUUUUUUUCAAUGACCUCCACCAUUUUUGGGACACCCUGUAUAGUUCGCACGCUACGACCGCAAGAGGUUAUGUUCGUCAAGUUACUCUGCCCUGUAUCGAGAUACAAUCGAUGGAAAUUCAUGAAUUAUACGCGAAAUUGAAUUUAUAAUUAUUUAUGUAAAUUAUAUCACGUUAACGAGCAAUCGUGUUAAUUGCAUGUAAUAUUUAUUAUGGGUAAUUCGUGAGUGUUCCAUGGAACGAUGCAACAAAAAUUUCUCUCGUUUGGCACCAUAAUUAUUCAAUGAAAAAAUCGACGAAUACGGGUGUUUAAAGAGGCAAAAAUUAUUUUAUUCUACUUAAUAUUUCCAUUUUUUUUUUUUUUUUAGAGGCGAGGAAUUUGCCUUUUUCGGGUCUGGGUGAGAUUUGAAUUGUGGAUUCGAAAAGGCAAAGAUUAUUUUUACUUCUACUAAUUUUUGCAUUUGAAAAAAAGAAAACGAGAAAUUUUGCUUUUUAGGUUAGGUCUGGGAUGUGGAUCGAGUAUUAAUGAAAAAUAUAAAACAAAAGAACGUUUACAGUUUUCUUCCAGGGUUGUUCGUUUCGCGAAGGAUUUAAAAAAUCGCGCGUUGUAUGUAUAUAGACCGGAAGACCGCUGGUCGCCAUAUUGUUAUUCGCGAUUAACAGGAUGUCAUUGUCGAGUCCGACGGAUAUCCUUUCUCUCCUUUCCUUACCUUUCUCUCGGACAGAGACAUCUUGUAUGGAAAUUUUGUUAAUUUCAUCCUGGAAGUUUUUGUAAAUUACUUUUCAUCCCCUUCCCCUAUCAAUUUUUCAAUUGUAAUAUUGCAUACUUCUUGCUUCGAACUACAAACCGUUAGAUUUAACAUUCUCUUAAGGUUAGCUUUAAUUGUUAUCAAUUAAUGAUUUAUCAGUAACAGUUACGUUUAAUAUUAUUAAUUAUUAUUUUACUAAGCGUUCGUGUUUAUCAUUAUUAUUAUUAUUAUUAUUACAACGAUUAAUGUAAUUACUAUUGAUGUUAUCAUGGACGACUUUUUAACGAAUUUGUGCAGUAUGUACAGACCCCUUUAGUUAAUUUAUCGUUUUGUGUAAAUGUUUAGAGGCGAAUCCGGCGCAUUUAACGAUUAAGAUAUUUUGCAAUCGAAGUACGCAGCGCGGAAGCGAAAAAGAAAGGGAGAAAGGGAGAAGCCCUCUUGUCUGUUGUAUAUUAUUUUUAUUUCCACCUUUUUUACAAAUAAAACGAAAGCGAGAAUCGGUUUUGACCGUGCUAUGUAUGGAUGAUAUGUUCCAAUACUAGAAUAAAUCUUUCAACAAAUA